UGUUUUGGUCAAUCUGUAGGGUGAGGACACUGUUAUGACAUGGAACUUGGUGCUGCUGAGAGUGUUGAUCUUCCAUCUUACCGCACCAUUAAGGUACAUCGGUUAAUGUGCUUGGAGCUGAAGAAACUCAUCGAUUGCAUUUCGAACAUGUUUUCAGAUCUCGAGUCAGCUCGGCCACGAUGCACAUCAGGAGUGCAUGCACUAUGCUCAGUGCAAUCGGCAAUGGAUAAAGCCAAUUUACUAAUCCAACACUGUUCUGAAUCCAGCAAACUCUACUUGGCAAUUAAAGCAAAAGCUAUACUCGUGAGGUGUGCAAAAAUUCGGAAAACUUUGGAGACAAGCAUGAAUCAAUUUCAAGAAAUGGUUCCACCAUUGUUGGCUGAAAAGAUAGCCGGAAUUAUAGAUGAACUUAGAAAUGCAAGGUUUCCAUUAGAGCCUUCUGAAUUUGAAGCUGGAACAAUUAUACUUUCACUUCUUCAACAUGGCUCAUCAGCCUCCAAAAUGCAAUCUGAAAUCGAAGCUCUUCGACUUACAGCUUUGAGACUGAGCAUUACCUCUCCUUUUGCUCUUUUGAUCGAGAAAAGAUCCAUCAAGAAACUGCUUGGAAGAGUCCAGGAUACAAAUCCGAACAAAAGGAAAAUCUUGAAUUAUCUCUUGUAUCUUCUGAAGAAACAUGGGAAGUUAAUUUGGCAACUCCAAUCCAAAAACAUGGAGGAAGAGAGCCUUUCUUCAUUGACCGAAGAAGAAGGAGAUGCAACUUCAGGUAAUGACUUCUUCAUUCCCACACCUCCAAAGCAAUUCAUAUGCCAACUCUCUAUGAGAUUGCUGUGUGAUCCUGUAAUUAUUGCUUCUGGGGAAACAUUCGAACGAGUUUGGAUCGAGACGUGGUUUAAUGAUGGUAACCAGACAUGCCCUGUGACUAAUAUAAGGCUGGAGCAGUUAUCCCUAACACCAAAUUCAGCAUUGAAAGACCUUAUUUCAAAGUGGCUUUUGAGGCAUGGAAUCAGUGCUCCUGAAAAUGCAAAACCAGUUCCUUCACUGAUUUCCUUGGAUCAAUCUCGCAGCUCCAUUGCUAGCCUUGGUAGUUCGGUGCUUGGUUUGCAGCUCGAAUUAGCGAAUGUCUCACAUGACUCAGUGAGUACUAAUUCGAGUUUAGAUUCAUCAGACCGGAAAUGCAAUGAUGAGACUACGUCGAGGCCGCCUAAGGUUGCUGCAGAUUCCCAUAGUCAAAUGCAUCAGCAUCACUCUUCCAAGACUUCAAGUAAUGGUAUUCAUGCAGCAUGUCUUUAUGAACUUGAUCAACGUUCUUGGAAAUCUCAAUGCAAUGCAGUUAAAAAUGUCAAAGGACUACUAGAAGACAAUGAUAAGGCCCAACAUUUGACCUUUUCAAAUAGUCAUGUUAUUCCUGUGAUUAACUUUUUGAAGGAUGCAAAUGAAAUAUGUGAUAUAACAAUGCAAAAAGAUGGAGCUGAGGUUCUUUUGGCCAUUUUGAGCGGAAGCAGAAUCGAAUUACCUCCCUGUCAUGAAGAUGUUAUCUAUCUGUUGGCGUCAUUGCUGGAUUCUGAAACAACUGGAGAGUCCCUUGCCAUACUGGAAAUCUUAUCCCGGCAAAGCUACUAUAAGUCGAUAAUCGUGGCGUCCGGAGUUUUGCCGUCCAUCCUGAAACUUCUUGACACUACAGUAAAGGAAUUUAACUUGCUUGCUCUGAAGAUCCUAGGGAAUUUGUCGAAUGGCAGCGAUGUUGGUUACCAUGUUACAUAUUUGGGUUAUGUUCCGAAGUUGGUAUCUUUUCUUCAGGAUCCAAAUGUUGCAGGGUACUGCAUUGAGAUCGUAAACAACAUACGCAACAUCGGGGAGGCUAGAAUAGAAGCCGUUGAAGCCGGUUUAUUUUCUUCGACCGCCAUGAUCUUGGAAUCCGGUAGUAACGAAGAGCAAGAGCUUGCUGUUGAAUUGCUCCUGUUUCUAUGUUACGAGAACACAGGGUAUUGUCAAAUGUUAAUGACAGAAAACAUAAUUCAACCUUUGGUUAACAUAUCUGUCAAUGGAAGUUCUAAAGGAUCCGAGGACGCAUCGAUACUGCUCGAUCUCUUCGAUUUCGUGAUAAAAAACGAUGCUUCUCAGUGUUCAGUCAUUGUCAGCAGUUUGAGCGAAGGAAACUCGAAUGUCUCCUCCAGCUCCAGCAACAGCUCCGGACUCAGAAGAUCAUCCUAUAAGGCAUUGAGGUAUCUAAGAAAGAAAUUAUCAAGGUUUAUAUUAAAUGUGCUACAUUGACUUUCCUUUUGGAUCUUGU
Messenger RNA from Hibiscus syriacus, 2290 nucleotides. Its product is annotated as U-box domain-containing protein 5-like. Gene Ontology annotation, cellular component: nucleus; cytoplasm. Bases 40 to 2271 code for a protein of 743 amino acids. The record is from RefSeq and is a predicted model, not a curated record. Lineage: Eukaryota; Viridiplantae; Streptophyta; Magnoliopsida; Malvales; Malvaceae. Gene Ontology annotation, molecular function: ubiquitin-protein transferase activity. The transcript is spliced from 5 exons. Gene Ontology annotation, biological process: cell surface receptor signaling pathway; protein ubiquitination.